Bradysia coprophila is the source of this 3231-nucleotide messenger RNA. RefSeq names its product pseudouridylate synthase RPUSD2-like. NCBI's taxonomy places the organism in Eukaryota, Metazoa, Arthropoda, Insecta, Diptera, Sciaridae. Gene Ontology annotation, biological process: enzyme-directed rRNA pseudouridine synthesis. Gene Ontology annotation, molecular function: RNA binding; pseudouridine synthase activity. The record is from RefSeq and is a predicted model, not a curated record.
CUUUUCGAAAAGAGAAUCACUGUACUCUUCGUGUCUUCCAUCCAGUAUGUGUUAAAAACGUUUUUUCAGUCUGGGUAAACCAUUAGUUUGUUACGGUCGAUGGUCUAAUUCGUUACGAAACAGAUUCACGUGGUCUUUUAUAAAUGUGUAUUAUGGGAAAAUAAGAAGGAAAAAUUAUUUUCUUUAACUCUGAGACAAUUGCAAUUGAAUGAAACAAAUUAUCAGAAACAAUUUUUCUGUUUUGAAGUAAAAAAAACGAGGAAAUUUUAUUAAAAAAAUUUUGUGCAAAAAUAUUCGCGUGUUUCAAUUGUUAUAUGAAUUAUUAUUAAAUGAAUAUUUAAUGAGUUUUCUUUUCGGUUGAAAAUAAAAUAAGUUCAAAAGAAGAAAACGAAGAAUUAGAGGAGGGUAGCAAAUUUAAACAAAUAUUUUCUUUCUUUUCGAAAUAUCAAAAAAAAAAAGGAAACGAAAAUUCUGUAUAAACAUAAAGGUGGAGAUUUGUGAAAAUAUUGUGAACCGUGAAGGAAAAGAAUUUUAAUUUUAUUCGAAGAAAGAAACGGGGAACAAAAAAUAAACACGAGAAAAAAAAACACCACCGCAUUGUGUAUGUUUUGUGUGGAUCCACGUCUUUGAUGCUUUAUUGUUGAAACAUCAACUUGUGUGUACGUGCAGGCCACAUAUGACCUACAGUAUUGUGAUAAUGAAUAACAUUUUAAACAUUUAAAAGUGAUAAACGAGUGUGGAUACAGUUGAAAAUAAUAAAAAAAAACGAGAUUCCAUAAAUAAUACGAAAUUAAUUUCAAUUUCAAUUGAUUAAUGUACCAACGUGUAUGGCCGAAUUGAAUGGUCGAUAAUAGAUACAUGAGAAACAAAAAGUUUAAAUAAUUGAAUUUUUAUUUGAUUUUUUCUAAUUUUAUUUUCGCAAAUUCAAUAAAUUAAAACAAAACAAAAAUGCAACAUCAUCAUCCGGGAUCGUGGUAUCUGCCAUGGGGAGUGCCACUACAGAAAAUGUUAGCCGUGCCGAUGCAUCAUCCGGGCGCCGUAAGUUUUCAUCAAACACAACAACCGCUACCCGUACCAAAUCAAACGCCACAACAACAUCAACAGCCACCGCAUCAAACGUAUCAACACCAAAUGCAUCCAGCCUUACAACAUCACAAUCCAGCUGCAUUACACCAACAGUUACAUCCAGCCGCAGCGGCAGCUAUGUUCACACCAUUGUCACUACGAACGUUUAUAAAUCCGUCAGCAAAUCACUUGAGUUUAAGUCAACAGCAACAGCUUGCGACAGCAUCCGUUCAACAGUCACCGAAUCCACCGUUACAGAGUCAGAGUCAGACGCAAUUGGGUGCCAUAAAUUUGAAUGUUGGUGUUGUGCCUAUACGACAAAACAAUGGACCGGGUACUAUAUCGCCGGGAACGAUGAUGAUGCCAGUUAAAAAGGUGCUACUGCCUGACAAAGAAAAAGUCAAAAUCGCUUCAACCGAGAAACGAAAAGCAGACGAUGGUGAACAGAUAAAGGACUUAAAAAAGGCCAAACUAGAAACCAAAGCACUAAAAGCUAAGAGGCCGGGUUUCACUGAUGAACGAUAUCAUGAAACGUCGUACUAUAUCGAAAAUGGUCUGCGAAAAGUGUAUCCGUACUAUUUUACGUUUACUACAUUUACCAAAGGCCGAUGGGUGGGCGAAAAGAUUUUGGACGUUUUUGCCAGAGAAUUUCGAGCGCAUCCUGCCGAAGAAUAUGAACGCUGCAUCAAAGCGGGAACGCUGACUGUUAAUUAUGAAAAAGUGCCAACCGAUUACCGAUUAAAACACAAUGAUCUGUUAGCGAAUAUCGUUCACAGACAUGAAGUACCAGUCACUAGUCAACCAAUCGCAAUAGUGCACAUGGACGAUGAUAUUGUGGUUGUAAAUAAACCAGCAUCAAUUCCAGUUCAUCCAUGCGGUCGGUACCGUCAUAAUACAGUCGUAUUCAUUCUGGCUAAAGAAUACAAUUUAAAGAAUUUACGAACGAUCCAUCGACUGGAUCGUUUAACAUCGGGUUUGUUACUGUUCGGCCGUAGUCCGAAAAAAGCUCGACAAAUGGAACAUCAAAUCCGCAAUCGGCAAGUGCAGAAAGAGUAUGUUUGUCGGGUCGAAGGCGAAUUUCCAGAAGGCAGCAUUGAAUGCAAAGAACCCAUUGAAGUAGUUAGUUAUAAAAUUGGCGUAUGCAAGGUUUCACCGAAGGGUAAAGACUGUACAACAAUUUUCCAAAAAUUAGGUUUCAAUGGAAAAACAAGUGUUGUCUUAUGCAAACCACGAACGGGACGAAUGCAUCAAAUCAGAGUUCAUUUACAGUUUUUAGGCUAUCCGGUUGUAAAUGACCCACUCUACAAUCACGAAGUGUUUGGGCCAGCCAAGGGACGGGGUGGUGAUAUUGGUGGCAAAACCGACGACCAACUUGUAAGAGAUUUGAUAAAUAUUCAUAAUGCAGAAAAUUGGUUGGGAAUUGAUGGUGAUUCGGAAUUGUCGCUGUUCAAGCCAAUGAAAGCUGAUUCAGACGAUAGCUUAGGGGUUUUAGUUAGCAAGGGUACAAUGCUGAGUGACGAUGAUUUGGAUUCCAUUUCACGAGAGGAAUCACCGUGUUCGGAUAGCCCGAGGCCGGCAUCAUUAGACAUUGACAAUUCGUUAGACAAUAUGUGUGCAUCGGUGUCAACAUCAACAAGUUGUUCAGCAUCGACAAAGCCACAUCUUAAGGUAACUGUUGCCACACAAACCGGCCAUGAAUCACCAGACCUUACUUACAACCUCGACAAAAUGUCAACCGAUAAGCACUGUUAUGAGUGCAAAGUUCGGUACAGGGAUCCAAAACCACAAGAUUUGGUUAUGUAUCUGCAUGCUUGGAAAUAUAGGGGACCUGGUUGGGAGUACGAAACAGAUCUUCCAGACUGGGCAAGCAUAGAUUGGAUUGAUACUGACUGUGAAUAGGUAAUCGUUAAAUUGCUUAACCUUAAACUUUAAUUUUUGAUGAAAAUUUGGUUAGUUUUCCUCCUUUUAUUCGAACUAAUUUAUCAUAUUUUCAAUCAAUACACAUCCUAUUGAGAUAUUUGAACUUAUUUUCGAAAAGAAUAAGGUUAAGAAAUUGCGUAGUAAAAGAAAAAAAAAAGAAAUUGUUUCAUAAAUUAGACUAAGAUUAACAUAAUUAGUCCAAGGUAAAAACUGCUUUGUAAAUAAAAGGAGAAAUUCGAUUUUUGA